UACAGUUCCUAUAGAAUGAAGACAACACUUGUGCUGUGUGCUGUGUUCAUCACUUCCGCCUUAUCGCAAGAUGGAGACAAUGCAGAGGAGAUUGGCAACCAUUUCGAGGGGGACAUGAUCCUUAAUCCCGAGCAAGUAAUGGCCACAAAUGAUGAAUUACGAAAUGUUAUGAUUAAAUCGAAAUACAGAUGGCCUCACAAUACCGUCCGCUAUCGAAUAGACAUCGAAAAAUUUGGUCCUUCGCAACUCGAGUAUAUUCGCAAAGCUAUGGACACGAUCGAGUCAGUCUCUUGCAUUAAAUUUGUGGAAGCCGGUCAGAUGGCGAAAAAUUAUGUUAAAAUAGGCUUUGAGAAGCCAGGAUGUUUUGCGACUAUAGGGUAUCAAGGAAAACCGCAAACGUUGAAUCUAACUCCGACCAGACUGGAAUCUGGGUGCUUUCGAUUAGGUACCAUCAUGCACGAGCUGCUGCAUACGUUGGGAUUCUACCAUCAGCAAAGCGCUACAAAUCGCGAUCAAUACGUGAAAAUUUUGUGGAAAAAUAUCGAACCCGAGCAGAAACACAACUUCAAGAAGUACUCGUACGAUAAAGUGACUGACUUCAACAUUAAGUACGACUACGGUAGCAUUAUGCAUUAUGUUAGGAAGGCUUUCUCUAUGAAUGGAGAACCUACGAUCAUACCAAAAGUACCGAACGUGUUUAUCGGACAGCGCCUUAAACUAAGCGAAGGGGAUAUUAUGAAGCUUAAUCGAUUGUACGGAUGCAGGAAAAAUAAUCUUGGCUAGUUAAUAGAACUAAACUUUGAUUCAAUUACUGUA
Aedes albopictus (Asian tiger mosquito) is the source of this 816-nucleotide messenger RNA. RefSeq names its product seminal metalloprotease 1. Gene Ontology annotation, molecular function: metalloendopeptidase activity; zinc ion binding. The transcript has 3 exons. Gene Ontology annotation, biological process: proteolysis. Lineage: Eukaryota; Metazoa; Arthropoda; Insecta; Diptera; Culicidae. The coding region runs from base 16 to 783 and encodes 255 amino acids. The record is from RefSeq and is a predicted model, not a curated record.